Messenger RNA from Carassius gibelio (silver crucian carp), 1782 nucleotides. RefSeq names its product histamine receptor H2b (gene hrh2b). Gene Ontology annotation, biological process: G protein-coupled receptor signaling pathway, coupled to cyclic nucleotide second messenger; chemical synaptic transmission. Gene Ontology annotation, cellular component: dendrite; membrane. The transcript is spliced from 3 exons. The record is from RefSeq and is a predicted model, not a curated record. Lineage: Eukaryota; Metazoa; Chordata; Actinopteri; Cypriniformes; Cyprinidae. The coding region runs from base 333 to 1292 and encodes 319 amino acids. Gene Ontology annotation, molecular function: neurotransmitter receptor activity; G protein-coupled serotonin receptor activity.
CUAAACGUAAGGGAGCAAAAGUAAAGAGAAGGCAGAAGCACUGAAAGACACACAAACGCAAACAGACAAGCAUUAUCUCCAUGUUACAGUGCUGUGAACACCAGCUCAUGCAGGAAUCUGGAGUUUCUACUUUGCAAUUCACCUGCAGAAUGAAUGAACCUGAGCUGAUAUCUGAGCAGUGGCCAUAGAUGUUAAUAUUGUGGAAGUUUUCUAGCACCCAAUAUCAUUGUUGGUGAAAAACAGAUGUGGAGUCCUGACUUAAUUACUUUGGAUAUCACUGUGACAUAGGAGGACACAAAUCUGCAAGCUUUCCUGUUUCAGAAGCUAACACGAUGUUCACGGCCCUGCGCUUGGUAGUAUUGGUGGUCUUCAUCGUGCUGACCAUUUGUGGAAACAUGCUGGUUUGUCUGGCUGUGGCCACGAGUCGGCGUCUGCACCAGAUUAGUAGCUGUUUUAUACUCUCACUGGCCGUGACAGACUUGCUGCUGGGUAUGCUGGUACUUCCACUUUCUGCCAUGCUGGAAUUACGCAAUGGGAGAUGGCCCCUCGGGGGUGUUUUUUGCAAUAUCUACAUCUCUCUGGAUGUGAUGCUCUGCAGUGCUUCAAUCCUCAACCUACUAGCCAUUAGUGUUGAUCGUUACCUUGCCAUUUCAAACCCUCUCUGCUAUCCCAGGAAGGUCACACCUCGUCGUGUGGCGGUCACUCUGACUGCAAUUUGGACGUGCUCUCUGGCUGUGUCCUUUUUGUCCAUUAACCUAGGCUGGAACACUCCUGACUUCACAGUGCAGAACCUGGGCUGGGACAUGUGGGAUGAAGGAGAGGAAAGCAGGACCUGCCGCUAUGAAUGGAAUAAUAAUUAUGUGCUGCUGAAAGCCUCUCUAAUCUUCUACCUCCCCCUGCUGGUCAUGUGUGGAAUGUAUCAUCGCAUUUUCUGUGUUGCACGUGAACAGGUGCGGCGUAUACGAGCAACUACUCCUUCCUUUGUGCAGUCUGCAAACGCAGUUGCCAUUGCUCGGGAACACAAAGCCACAGUGACCCUGGCCGCAGUGCUUGGUGCCUUUGUCAUUUGCUGGUUCCCCUAUUUCACCUACUUCACGUACAUGGGUAUGUGGGCAGAGGUCCACCCAAACAAACUGACCCACUCUAUCGUUCUUUGGUUGGGAUACCUCAACUCUGCAUUGAACCCCAUUCUUUACCCAGCCUUAAACAGGGAUUUCCGUCGGGCAUGCGGACAGCUGCUUUGCUGUAGACGCAGCAAUCAGGGGCAACUGCCAUUUGUUCACCCCUUUUAAAUGAACAGAUUCAUAUCUUCUGACACCAGUGAUUAAAAACACAAAGCUCCUGUAGCCCACCAUGGUCACCUGCAUGUCCAGUUGUCCAAUGUUUGCUAGGCCUGUGCUUUCAGUACCUUCCCGUCCUGUGGCUCCCGCACCAGAGCCAGCUCACAACAUGGCCACCACACCAGAGCCUUUAUCUAAUGUCAUGGCUGCUGCUCCAGAGUCUCCAGCCGUCAUGGUCGCCGAGCCAGAGCCUCCGGCCACCAUGGAAGUCACAGCCAUCACAGAUGCCACUCCGUUUCCCUGUUGCAUUUGAAGACACCCAGGUGUUUUUAAAGACGUUUGAGACAGCAUCUGCUCCAGCCCUUGAGUUCGCACCGGAACCUGCUCCAGUCAAUGAAUCCACUCCAGAGUCUACUCCGGUUGGUGAAUUUGUCCCAGAGCUCAGUCCUGUGUUGGAGCUGAGCUGUGAGCUUCCUGCCUGUCCUUUUUUGACCACAGUGAU